Molecule: messenger RNA, 1216 nt
Organism: Vicia villosa (hairy vetch)
Lineage: Eukaryota; Viridiplantae; Streptophyta; Magnoliopsida; Fabales; Fabaceae
Product: cationic peroxidase 1-like
Exons: 4
Coding region: 9-1028 (339 amino acids)
Biological process (GO): response to oxidative stress; hydrogen peroxide catabolic process
Molecular function (GO): heme binding; peroxidase activity
Source: RefSeq, a predicted model, not a curated record
AACAUUUCAUGUCCAAAACCACAAACAUUACAAUUAAUAUAUUCUAUUUUGCAACAAUGGCUUUAUGUUCUUCAUUUUGGGUUCUAUUGAUUACAUAUAUGGUAAUUGGUAUUCGUACUAAUUCAGCUUCUGAUUUAUCAGCUACAUUCUACGAUAAAUCUUGUCCGAAAGCUCUUCGCACAAUCAGGAAAACAGUUGAAGAUGCUGUCUCUAAGGAGAAUCGCAUGGGAGCUUCCUUGCUUCGACUCCAUUUUCACGACUGCUUUGUUCUCGGUUGUGAUGCAUCCGUGUUGUUAGAUGAUACUGCAAAUUUCACGGGCGAAAAGAAAGCGUUCCCAAACGCGAACUCGCUAAGGGGUUUUGAGGUGAUAGACAACAUCAAAAAUCAGUUAGAGAAAAUGUGUCCUAAAGUUGUUUCAUGUGCUGAUAUCUUAACCCUUGCUGCCAGAGAUGCUGUUGCUGCUCUUGGUGGACAAAGAUGGAAUGUACUAUUAGGAAGAAGAGAUUCAACAACAGCAAGCUUAGAUAUAUCAAAUUCUGACUUACCUGGUCCUUCUUUGGAUCUUGAUGCCCUUAUCACUGCUUUCGCCAAGAAAAAUUUCACUACAGCAGAAAUGGUUACUUUAUCAGGUGCUCACACAAUCGGCGAAAUAAGGUGCCGAUUUUUCAGAUCAAGGAUAUACAAUGAAACAAACAUAGACCCUAAAUUUGCUGCAACAAUGCAAGCCCUAUGUCCUUUUGAAGGAGGUGAUGAUGAUUUUUCUCCAUUUGACUCAACCACACCGAAUAAUUUCGACAACGCUUUCUACGCUAACUUGGUCAAAAACAAAGGUCUAGUACACUCUGAUCAACAGCUAUUUGCUAAUGCAACAUCAAUCACUAGCUCUCAAGUAAGAAGAUAUAGCAGAAACAUGGGAGUUUUCAAGAAAGAUUUUGCAGAUGCAAUGUUUAAGAUGACAAUGCUUAGUCCACUUACUGGUAAUGAUGGUCAGAUUAGGACUAAUUGCAGAUUUGUUAAUGCUCCAUAAAUAUCAUUAGCAGAAGUGCUUAAAUUAAUUAAUCACCAUACUAAUUUGGUGUUUGUAUUCUUUAAAUUAAUAAUAUGUCGAAGUCUUGAUUUGUUAAUGAUCCAAUAAUGUAACUUGUUAAUUACUAAAAAAAUAUGAUUUGUAUUGUGACUGUAUUGUAUUGAACAUGUGAACAGUGGCAGAUUCAA